Messenger RNA from Prorocentrum cordatum, 768 nucleotides. NCBI's taxonomy places the organism in Eukaryota, Dinophyceae, Prorocentrales, Prorocentraceae. The record is from the annotation of a GenBank genome assembly.
AUGCCCCUUGGAGAGGGCACGAAUAUGAUGAUGAUAAGGAGUGAGAUCUUCAAUUUCCCAGGCAUGCGGUUCAAGUACAUACUAAUAGAUUUGAUGCACGUGGUGUGUCUAGGGAUUCUCCAAAAUCUCCUCGGCAAUUGCUUCUGGGAGUUGCAUUGCAGCUUGGGCGGUAACAUGUCGCCUGAUUCAACGGGGUCAAAAGGGGCUGUGAGCGUUUUGAGAUCACAGAUACGUUUGGGUUCAAAGUUUUUGGGCAUCGACUGCCCCGUGUACGCACUAACACUUCCCAUGUUCAGGGCGAGUGGCAAAGGUCCGAAGAUGAAGACGAAGGCAGGUGAGGGGAGACACUUGUUGAAAGUAUUGCUACACAUGCUUAUCACAUUCUACGAUCAGACAUCAGAACACAACGCCAUUCGUUUGAACUGCGUGCGCAGCCUUGCCGCAAUAUAUGACCAGCUCGCCGUGUGGGAUUUUGAUACGUCCUACAGUGAGUGCGCAGUGCUGGCGACCAAGCAUGUGCUACUGUAUGCUGAGCUGUGGAGGGAAGCGGCAGAAUUAGAUGAGUCCACGCUCCUGUGGAAAAUGAUUCCAAAACAUCAUUUAUUUAUCCACUUAAUGGAACACGAUCGUGGGAAUCCAAAGGAGGGGUGGAAUUACGGUGACGAAUCAGAGAUUGGCGUGGCAGUCGAUAUGUGCACGACGCUGCAUUGCAGGACCAUCGCCACGGAAGCGGUGCGAAAGUACAGGGCAACUACUGUUGAGCGCUGA